GGUUAUUGUAACUUGAGUUCAAGUUUCUCAAUAUCUCAAUGUCAUCCUCCAGAUUCUGGGCAUUACAUUUCUAUAUGAAUGUGAGAUCUAUUAUUCGCGGUUUCAAUAUUCCCACCCUAAAUAAUGUUUUCGUUCUCAGCGCCGAGCGUUUAUCAAUCCUCAAAAUGUUUUGUCACAUACGGAGUAAUGGGCCGUCCUGAUCCCCAAAAUUUAUCAAGCAAGGGAAAGCCAUGGAGCACGUUACUGUCGCAAGACUUUGUGCACAAAGUAGAUCUAAUCCUCCCGGCGGAACUAGUGCAGCUCGUCGAGGACAAGCUCACAGGUGAUCCGAGUCGAGCACCUGUAUUUCAUAAGGUUAUCAUGACAGUCGGUCAAAUCUUAGAGGGUGACUUCUUCACCGAAUACAUCAAGAUAGGCGUGCUUACGAUGUAUCUCGACAAAGAGACGUAUGAACGAGCUGGGCUUGUUGGAAAGCCACAUGGAGUCAAGGGCAAACGAGGACUUAAACCGAGAUGGGUUGUACAAUUCGAUCUCCGGAGUCCAUCGAUGCUCCACGGCAAGAAAGGCUUUGACAGAUUGGCAUAUGCGUGUAAGAACGUUUUCAACGCACCCGUCACCUGGCUUUUUAAUAAUCUUUCCAAGACACCUGUCCCUGACCCUCUCUCACGGCAUUAUCCCGUCAAGUAUACAUCACACCCCAAGAUCUCUAAGGAUAUUUCUACGAAGUUACCAUCGUUGAAACCUCCGAUUUCUAUCCUAUCGAGUCAAAGCCAGUUAGACCUGGAUGAAUUCGCUACGGACAUAUAUGAGUGGCUGUCUCUAGUCCGACUUGAUAGUCCACGAAUCAACAUAGAUGACAAGAUCGAUCCGUAUUUGUCCAAUUACACCGUUCCCGGUGCCCCAGACGACCUUCAGGAAGGCAAGCUGUGCCGAGUUAGCUGGCAAGGGUUUAUUCCGCCAAGGUGGACUCGACAAACCUUGGCGGAGGUAAUACUCGCCCUGCCAGCCAAGUCAUGGUUCUCGCUAAGCACUACAACAUUCGCGAGGGAUAUCGCAGGAGAUAGCGCCGAUUGUACCAUCUUUAGACCACCUAACUCGCCAAGGGAAUAUCUUCUCUGGGAUAUCAGGAAACAGAAUUGA
Molecule: messenger RNA, 1140 nt
Organism: Daldinia vernicosa
Lineage: Eukaryota; Fungi; Ascomycota; Sordariomycetes; Xylariales; Hypoxylaceae
Product: ribonuclease P 40kDa subunit-domain-containing protein
Exons: 5
Coding region: 124-1140 (338 amino acids)
Biological process (GO): endonucleolytic cleavage in ITS1 to separate SSU-rRNA from 5.8S rRNA and LSU-rRNA from tricistronic rRNA transcript (SSU-rRNA, 5.8S rRNA, LSU-rRNA); tRNA 3'-end processing; tRNA 5'-leader removal
Cellular component (GO): ribonuclease MRP complex; multimeric ribonuclease P complex
Molecular function (GO): ribonuclease P activity; ribonuclease MRP activity
Source: RefSeq, a predicted model, not a curated record